Botrytis fragariae is the source of this 1569-nucleotide messenger RNA. Its product is annotated as putative beta-alanine protein. The record is from RefSeq and is a predicted model, not a curated record. NCBI's taxonomy places the organism in Eukaryota, Fungi, Ascomycota, Leotiomycetes, Helotiales, Sclerotiniaceae. The transcript has 9 exons. Bases 1 to 1569 code for a protein of 522 amino acids. Gene Ontology annotation, molecular function: hydrolase activity, acting on carbon-nitrogen (but not peptide) bonds, in linear amidines.
AUGUCAAGAUUAAAUUCAAGAACUGUUAUCAAAACCAACCCAUUGAGAACAACCCCGAGGAUCGGAAACUUCAAUUGGAUUAGAAACUUUUCCCAGGGCUCGUUGAGAAUAGGGGAUUUAACAGAUGGAAAGAUUAGGGAGAUCACGCGGAAGGUUGAUAAAGAGAGAUUGUGGAAAGAAUUGCAUUAUACGUGUCAAUGGGGGCGGGGGGAGAAAUGGGGAACGUAUGUCUGGCUAUUUUUCAUUGAAGGGGAAACCGAUCGAGGAAUGUCCCGACUUGCGCUCUCUUCCGCCGACAAACAAGCGCGAAAUUGGUUCGUCGAAGCAACUAAACAGCUUGGCUGUGAUGUGAAGAUUGACACUAUGGGUAACAUUUUUGCAAUUCGGCCCGGAAGGAAGGAUGGACCAGCUACCUAUGCGGGGAGCCAUUUAGAUACACAGCCGACGGGAGGAAGAUACGAUGGAAUAUUGGGUGUUCAUGCAGGUAUUGAAGCGUUGAGGACAAUGAAUGAUUUGGAUAUUGAAACAGAAUAUCCUACGGGAGUUAUUAAUUGGACAAACGAAGAGGGAGCGCGCUUCCCCAUAUCCAUGAUAUCCUCCGGCGUGUGGGCUCACGACAUUCCCCUCUCAGUGGCUCAUGAUUUGUGCGAAGUAAAUGGGCCGGCGACCAUGGGAUCAGAAUUAGAAAGAAUAGGAUAUUUCGGUGCAACUCCCACUUCAUACCUGGAUAAUCCAAUCGGUGCACAUUUCGAACUACACAUUGAACAAGGUCCAAUUCUCGAGAUGAGUAAAACGAAGAUUGGAGCUGUGACGGGUGUGCAGGCUUACAGGUGGUAUACUAUUACAGUGAGGGGAAGAGAUUGUCAUACUGGUACAACGGAUUUCGAGAAUCGUUCAGAUGCUAUGCUUACAGCUGCAAAAAUUAUUCUUCAUAGCCACAACAAGGCAGCUGAAAUGGGUUGUCUAGCAUCCACAGGUAUUGAAGCCUUUCCCCCAAGACAAACUGCGAUACUUUGCUUACCUAUGCUAGGUAUUCUCACCCUCAAGCCUGGCUCUACUAAUACUGUUCCGGGAUUCGUACAGUUUUCACUUGAUAUCAGGUCUCCGGAGGAUCAAAGGCUUCUGAACUGCGAGAAAGAACUAAAAAGAGAUUUUGAGUUGAUUGCUGCUGGAGAGCAGAUGCCAACUCUUGGGGCUAGUGGAAAGAGAGGUAAAGGCUGUUUGGUGGAAUGGAAAAUGGAUACAGAUUCUCCGGCUACUCAUUUCAACAAAGAUUGUAUUCGAUGCGUAGAAGAGAGUGCUGGAGAUUUGGCUGGAACAGCUUCUGGUGUCGGAGAUCAAACAGAAGUCGUCUCCGAAAGCUAUAGGAGAAUGGUAUCAGGCGCUGGACAUGAUAGUGUUUAUACUUCGAGACAUGCUCCAACCUCAAUGAUCUUUGUGCCUUGUAAAGACGGCGUUAGUCAUAAUCCAGCCGAGUAUUGCAGUCCAGAAGACUGUGGGAAUGGUGCACAAGUCUUGCUUGGAGCGAUGUUGAGAUAUGACCGACUGAGAGCUUUGAAGGAAGCCUGA